Messenger RNA from Elaeis guineensis (African oil palm), 2499 nucleotides. RefSeq lists its product as uncharacterized. The record is from RefSeq and is a predicted model, not a curated record. Lineage: Eukaryota; Viridiplantae; Streptophyta; Magnoliopsida; Arecales; Arecaceae.
CGACCUGAUUGACCAUGCUCAAACUGCUUACAUUAAUGGGCAUUCUAUCCUUGAUAACUUUCUUUGUGCCAACAAAAUUAUUCAUCACACCAGGAGGUCCUCUAGCUCUGGCCUUAUUUGUAAGCUUACUUCUCAAAAGCUUUUGAUCGGAUGAUCCCUGCUUAUCGUCUGAAAGUCCUGUCAUCGUGUGGCUUCCUCGAGAAAUAGGUCGGUUGGAUCCAUAAUGUCCUCUGUCCCUCUAAGGUGGCAGCUUGUGUUAAUGUUCAAUUGGGAGACUGGAUCUUCUGUCGUCGCGGCCUCAAGUAGGGUGACCCCAUUUCCCCCUUCCUUUUUAUACUUGCAGUUGAUCCACUAUGCCGCAUGCUCAGUAUGGCCUCCUCCAAAGGGGUCUUCGAGGGGCUUAGCAAUCUUUGGAUUCCUGGCGGCACCAAGAUUCUCCAGUAUGCUAAUGAUACUCUGAUCUUCACCCAGCCUAGCAAGGGAAACCUUGUCUCUUUGAAGCUUAUUUUGAAUUGUUUUGAACAGGUCUGGCUUAUCUAUAAAUUAUCAGAAGAGCUCUAUCUCCUUGAUUGGUUCUGGUUCCAUAGAUGAUUUCGCCUCCUGACUCAACUGCUCCACUUCUUCACUGCCUUUUAACUAUCUUGGGCUCCCUUUAGGAGGUUGCAGGCUCUCUAGAACAGACUGCAAUGCCCUCCUCUCAUGGGUUGAAUCCCAGCUUGCUACUUGGAAGUCUAAGCUUCUCUUCUUUGUAGGUAGACUCGCUCUGGUUAACUCUAUCCUCACCUCACUUUUCCUCUAUUUCAUGUCACUGUUUAGGCUAUCUCACUGGGUUGCCAAGAAGAUCGAUUCCUAUAGGAGAUCGUUUCUCUGGGCUAGAGAUUCCUCCUCGAAUGGGUUAUCUUGCAAAGUCAACUGGAGCACUAUUUGUCUGAAGGAGGAAGGUGGCCUUAGUGUAAAGGACAUCUACCAGUUCAACACGUCUCUCCUUGCCAAAUGGAGAUGGAGACUCCUUUCCAACGAUCAAGCUUUGUGGAAGAAACAGAUGUAAUGGGCUUACCACAAGAGGGUGAGGCUUAGCAACUCUUGGAAAACCCCUCAGAGAUGUUCCUCCUUACGGCGGGAUGUCAUUUAUAGUCCCUCUGCUUUUUGGAAUCGCACACAUUUUCAUUGCGGUAAUGGCCUUCGUACCCUUUUCUAGAAGGACAACUGGAUUGCGGAUGUCGCUCUCCAAUCUCUGUUCCCCGAUCUCUUCAUGCUUAGCAAGAAUAAGACCGGCACGGUGGCUAGCUACUUCAAGCAUAGAUCUCGCUCUUGGCAUCUGUCUACCGCAGAACUCUUCCACUCAGGUUCGUUCUCAAUUUGACCUCAUCACUCGUCUCUUAAGCUCUGUUUCUCUUACCAGCAUCGAGGAUUGUGUUAUUUGGAAAGCCUCCAGUGACAGUGAGUUCUCCACUGCCUCGUUCGAUCAAUUCCUCAACUCAUCUGGAAUAACAUGUAGGUUCGCCUCCACUUUGUGGAAUCUCUCCGUUCCUCCAAAAAUCCAUUGUUUUCUCUGGCUAUGUUGGAAGCACAAGCUGAACACUCGGGAUACUAUUGAUCAGAAGUUGGGUAAAUUCUUGAGAGGUUGUGCUAUUUGUGCCUUAGGCACUCUAUGCCCCCAGUCCACUUUCAGAUAUACCUGCUCGGAGUGGGCUCCGGCGAAGUUCCCAAAGUCUUCACUGUCAGUAAGUCUGAUGCUCUUCUCAGCGGUUUCUUGGAAAUGCUGGAGGGAGAGAAACGCGAGGCUCUUUCUCAACAAGGCCUCCUCGGUGCAGACCGUUGCUUGGGACGCCUUAUCCCUCUUCAAAGAUUGGUCGAUCUUCUGUAACUCCUGCCAAUUGAAAUCAUCGACGUGUUCUAGUCUAAGAUCAAGCGAGCCCAUUCCUCCUGCUCUCCAGGAGAGUAUUCACCGCCCUUUUCCUUCCACCCUCCUCAGCGUCAGGCUAACUGAUGAUGCCAGCUUCUUCGUCUUUCUCUGUGAAAUGAGACAGUAUGGGCAAUAGGGUUGUAUGUCUGCUCUGUUAUGUUAUUUCUGAACUCUGUUUUCUGAAAUCUGCUCUUGGUUUUAUGAAGUCUAAAGUCUGAAGUCUGUAGUCUAAUUACUGUCUCUGUGCGGUAGAGUGAUCACUCUCCUCAACUCUGUCUUUGUUUCGUUGUCUAAUGGGGUCUCUGCUAUUCCGUCCUUCACCUGAAGACUGUUGGGGACUGCUAGGCUAGUCAGCCAGACCACCGCGAACUGACGAAUGGCUGAUUGGUUUUGCUCAGGCCUAUCUAUUAAAUCUGUUCAUUGUCUGUUUCUGUAUUCGUUGCUGGACUCUGAACAGGUCUGUUCAGACCAGCGAUGAAAACCUGGGGCCUGAUCUUAUCUUCCACCUGUGACUUUCAACUUUGUACAUACUCACAGUUGCUAGUAAAAGCUGGGCGGCUCUUGCCUCCCAUUUUUAGCAUCAAAAAAAAAAA